Pocillopora verrucosa is the source of this 1766-nucleotide messenger RNA. RefSeq names its product store-operated calcium entry-associated regulatory factor. Gene Ontology annotation, biological process: regulation of store-operated calcium entry. The record is from RefSeq and is a predicted model, not a curated record. Gene Ontology annotation, cellular component: endoplasmic reticulum membrane. Lineage: Eukaryota; Metazoa; Cnidaria; Anthozoa; Scleractinia; Pocilloporidae.
UUCCCUUCCGAGCAGCUAGGAGGAUGAUGCAAGUUCGUUGUCGUAGGAAAUAAGAAUAAUUCUAACCAAUGUUAUUUUGAUACGUCUCCUUCGGUAUAUGUAGAUAUCCGGCGUAUAUUUCGGUCUUGUCAUUUACCGUCUCAACGACCAGUGGUCUCACGUUCGAAAACGAAGUAAAUAGGUGUUUUGCUGAAAACUGAUUUGGAAGCAUUUUUGGCGUUGUAACGUACUUCCAUAAGAGGGAUGGAAGCCUUUAAGAAUUGUACAAUAUUAUGGAUAUUUAUUGUGCUGGUCGGUAGUGUCUUAAUUAGUGGAGCCUUAGGUUGGGGCAAUAAAGACAAGAUAAGAUUAACAGAUGUCAGUGUCAUUACAUUACAUCCUGGAAAAAUGACAAAGUCCCGUCGUACCCACCCUGUUCCCCAGUUAAAGUGUGUUGGUGGCUCAGCAGGUUGUUCAGCUUUUACUCCAAGUGUUGUUCAGUGUUACAACCGAGGGUCUGAUGGCUAUGAUGUUCAGUGGGAAUGCAAGACAGACAUGGACAGUCAGUAUAAGUUUGGUGAAAUUACAGUCAGCUGUGAAGGUUAUGAUUAUCCUGAUGACCCAUACAUUCUAAAAGGUUCCUGCGGGUUGGAAUACACAAUUGACAUGGUCAGUAGUGGAAGUUAUUAUCACAGCAAUUAUCAUUCUGGGCACAGGGACAACACUUACCACAACUACAACAGUCACAGUUACCGCUCCAGGCAUUCUGGAGGUUGGCUAAGUACAAUUAUCACCUGGGGAGUCAUUGCCUGGAUUGUAUAUUACAUCUACCAGCGUUUUACAUACAACCAAUCACAGCAGAAUAAUUCAACUGGUGGUCAUAAUCAAUUUUCCAGUCCCCCACCUCCUGGAUUUCGGCCUGAGUAUACACCAGGAGGCCACACUACACAUUCCAACAGCUGGACAGGAAAUGCAGCAGGAACUGAUGGUUGGCCGGGAUUUUGGUCAGGUGCUGCCACCGGGGGACUUUUGGGAUAUCUGUUUGGAGGCUCAGGCCGUCGCAAUACUUACUAUGAUCACUAUGAUUACUAUGGUCCGAGAUACCAUCAGCGAGGACCUGGGUACGGUUUUGGUGGAGGAUCGGGCUGGUUUGGGUCCAACAACAGCUGGUCUUCAGGACGCUCCUCAGGUUGGACCUCAGGCAACAAUUACAGAGGAAGCUCCUCUCCAAGCUCUCGGACCUCCUCAGGGUUCGGUGGAACCAAACGUCGCUAAAAACUGAUUAAAAGAAAACCGUUGAUACCUCAUGCACACUUAUAUUAAAGGCUGUUCACUUCCUGACAGUAACAGGAAACCUUUCGAGGAGGGGAAGGGAGAUAUUGGUCAGCAUUGCACAUUAGAGCCCAGCUUUCUCUGUCUGAAGGCUUCAGUUGUUUGAUUAGUUCAAUAGGUAACCUAUCGUUGUUCAGCUAAUUUUUACGGCCUAAUAUUAACACUUACAUAUAAUAGUUAGUGAUUUAGGGUUAUUUUCAUAGUCGUUUACAAUAGCCAUCAUCCUCGCAAAGAAAACGUCUUCUUUUUCUACUUAGUUGAGCCUUAAAAACCAUUAUCAGGUUACUAUGAGCAACGGUAAAUUAUCCGUCGUAUUUUGUUUAUUUAAACACUAAAUUUGGUUUUACUCUAAAUUUGAAACAAGUGUCACGUACAUAAGCAACGUAAAAAGGCUUCCUCUAAGAAGCCUUCUUCUAGUAAAUAAAAGUUUUUCUAAAAUUAAAAGAAUGACAGAG